AUGGCUGAAACUAAACAACAACAAGAAGAACCUCCCCUGUUUCCACCAUCAUCAACCUCUUCUUCCUCCUUCAUGCUUCUCUUGAAAAACCUUAUGAGCAAAAGACGAACAUGGGUCUUCCUCUUUCUCACCGUCUACACAAUUUUACUGUCAAUUUCUUGGAAUUUCCUCAAUUCAGUACUUUCUUGGUACGAAUCCACCAUGAAAUUGACACCCACUUCAGCUCUCUACGGAUCUAUGAUAUUAGGGCUUGCGUUUGGGGUUUUAUCGAUUGUAGCAGCUCUGAUCGUCGUUGUUCCAGCAACGCUUGUAACUUGGAUCACUAUUUUGGUUUUGCUCACAUUUGCAGGUAAAGGGAGAAGGGAUUUGGUUAUGGAGGGGAAGAAAUUGACGGCUGAGAUUACUGGGUUUGUUGUUAGGGUUUUGAUUAGAGAAGGGAAUCUUGUCGCUGUGAUUUGUGCUGUUCUUGGGUAUUUUGCACUUGUUAGAAGGAAUAAAGAAGAUGGUAUUGAUUAUUGA
This is a messenger RNA of Solanum tuberosum (potato), 519 nucleotides long. RefSeq lists its product as uncharacterized. The transcript has a single exon. Lineage: Eukaryota; Viridiplantae; Streptophyta; Magnoliopsida; Solanales; Solanaceae. The coding region runs from base 1 to 519 and encodes 172 amino acids. The record is from RefSeq and is a predicted model, not a curated record.